AGAAAAUAACAUGCAUAACUUUUCUAAUUUAUUCUUCGUACGGCUACAUUCAUAUAAGCAAAUUCAUGAGAUAAUCAACGAUAAAAAUUAUUCAAAUUAUGGUUUUAAAUAAGACUUUUUAAAAAAAGAAAUAAAUUAAUGUCUUAGUUACAAAAGUUGUUUAAUUUUACAGAAAUGGAAAUCCAUCCUGUUGUCAAGAUUAUAAGAAUAUUUUAGUGGAGUGCAUAGCUUGCAUUGGUUCCUUUGGAACAAAUUGCUCCAAUCCAUGUAUGUUCGGGUACUAGGACAUGGAUGUCGUGAGCGUUGUAAUUUUAGUCAAAGUCAGACAUGUGGCAGAGAAAGAGGGUGCAUUGUUCCUAAUAGUUCAUACUCUGGUACAGCUCAGGACAAUGGUAUGAAACCUUUUACAAGCAAUUAUUUACAAAUAAUAAUACUCAUUCCAUGCGGUCUUCUUAUCUUUAUCGUUUUGGGGGCAGUCUACUACCUCCGAAGGAAACUUAACAGAAAAGAACAACGUGAAUCAAAUGCAAAUCUGGGUAAUACAGCAAAUACAUGUUUAGAUCAAGAAGGCGGAGGUGAUAUAUAUAGCCAUGUAAGAGAAUCAAAAAUGAUUGAAAAUACAGAUGUCUCUCAAUCUGAAAAAUAUAAACCGCUUGAAGAGGGCAGGUCCACGAUGACGCACAUGUGCAAAAGCUCCACUAGGCAAUAUGGUGAAGAAUGGCAAGAAUCGGCUAGCUACUCUAGUCCUCUGGAUCAUGCAUAUAAUGGAGAACAUGGUAGUGGCCGUGAUCAGACUUAUUAUAAGGGACACUUUAGGGAAAGUGAUACCUACAACCGUUUGCAACUGAAAAAUAUGUUUACAUGUACAUUACCCGCAAAGACUUGUAUGAAUAUGAAUUAUUACGCUUUGAUGAAGUCAAAUAAUUCAAUGUCAAUGAAAAACAUUAAUUCUAAAAAGGAAAGUUAUCGUAAAGAGGGUGAAUACAUGGACCAAACAUAUAAAGAAAAUGCUCCGAUGACUAGAUCUGGAGUGAACCGAUCAAGGUUUUUCCGGCCUUAUAGCUCUGUUAAGUAUAACCGUCAAGUAGAACGGGAAGAUAAUGCAAUGAAAUAA
Molecule: messenger RNA, 1114 nt
Organism: Saccostrea cuccullata (small rock oyster)
Lineage: Eukaryota; Metazoa; Mollusca; Bivalvia; Ostreida; Ostreidae
Exons: 5
Coding region: 266-1114 (282 amino acids)
Source: RefSeq, a predicted model, not a curated record